GUGGUCGCUCGUCGAGGCAGCCAUUUCAGCUUUCCAAGGGUUUCAGCGCCAAGGCGUCGGCUACACCGCUCUUCUCUUCUCUUCUCUUCUCGCGUACUGUGAAGGAACUUCCAGGCCCAACCAUGGUUCGUCCAUUUGCGGCCAAGGGGAAGAAGAGGAAAAAGACGGAGAAAUACGACAGAAGUGAGGAGGACGACGGAGAAUCCGUCGCAGCGCCGCCCAAGAAGCCUAUGGUGGAGAAUGAACCCGAUGGAGAACCACCCAAAGAAGAUUUCCAUGAGCUUGAAGGUAUUCCAGUCGUUCCAAAAGACCCCAGAAGUGACAACACUGCUGGUGCUAUCUUCGUCCUCGAGAGAGCUUCUCUGGAGGUCGCCAAAGUUGGGAAGAGUUACCAGCUGUUGAAUUCCGAUGACCACUCCAAUUUUUUGCGGAGAAAUAACAGAAAUCCGGGGGAUUACAGACCCGAUAUCCUGCAUCAAGCUCUCUUGGCGAUUUUCGAUAGCCGCAUUGCAAAGGCUGGGAGGUUGAAAGUUGUUUAUGUGAAAACUGAGAAAGGUUUGCUGAUUGAAAUUAAACCAUAUGUUCGUCUUCCUAGGACGCAGAAACGGUUCUAUGGAGUUAUGUUGCAAUUGCUACAGAAGUUGAGCAUCACAGCUGCGGGUAAGCGCGAGAAACUUUUUCGGGUGAUAAAGAACCCCGUAACUCAGUAUUUACCUGCCAGUUCUCGUAAAAUCGGCUUCUCACAUAGUUCAGACAAGUUGGUCAAGAUGCGAAAUUAUCUGGAUGAUGUCAGAACUGAUGCAGACCUUGUUUUUGUGUUGGGUGCAAUGGCUCAUGGGAAAAUUGAGACAGAUUACACGGAUGAUCUUUUAGCAAUUUCUGAAUAUCCUCUCAGUGCUAGUUGCUGUAUUGCGGAUAUUUGCAAAGAUUUGGCAGAGAAAUGGAAUGUAGGGUGAACCAUGCUGACAGCCCUGCAUCCAGUUAAGUUUGAAUAUCAGUACCUCUACCAUCUUGUUUCAUAUGUUUUAAUUAUUAUUUCAUGAAAUAUGCCUUAAGAUUCUUUAGGUGUUUCUUGGAACCAUAAUAUAGGAAUGCAUUUUUUUUUCUGCUCAAGAGAUAUGAGUUGUAGAGACGAAUUAAGCCUUACCAUAGCUAUUUAAUGUGUAGCCAAUGAUUAAUGCUUUAAAUUUCAUUGAAAGCGAUAGACACUCUUUCCCGUUAA
Momordica charantia (bitter melon) is the source of this 1222-nucleotide messenger RNA. RefSeq names its product nucleolar essential protein-like protein. NCBI's taxonomy places the organism in Eukaryota, Viridiplantae, Streptophyta, Magnoliopsida, Cucurbitales, Cucurbitaceae. The record is from RefSeq and is a predicted model, not a curated record. Gene Ontology annotation, molecular function: rRNA (pseudouridine) methyltransferase activity; rRNA binding. Gene Ontology annotation, biological process: rRNA base methylation. Gene Ontology annotation, cellular component: small-subunit processome; nucleus.